AUGUUCGAGAACCUUUGCACCCUGCCUCUGUCCGCCGAGGUCUUUGCCCAGGUCCUCCACCCCACCGAGCCACUGCUGACCGUCGGACUGUCGACCGGUCAUGUCGAGACCUUUCGUCUGCCUCCGCCCGUAGAAGACGCCUCGGAUGCUUCCGGCGAUGCUGAUACUAGCGUCGCAUCGAGCGGCCGAGGAGCCAUUGACAGCGUCUGGCGCACGAGGCGGCACAAGGGCAGCUGUAGGGCCUUGGCCUACAACCACGAUGGCUCUGCACUCUACUCUGCUGGAACCGAUGGCUUGAUCAAGCAUUUCUCCCCCGAAACCGGCAAGGUCAUCUCCAAGGCCGUCAUCCCCUCCUCGAACAAGCAGAUCGACGCUCCGACGCUCAUGUACGUCCUGAACCCCCAGAGCCUCUUGAUCGCCUGCGACUCGGGCGCCAUGCACAUCUUUGACCUGCGAGACGGUAUCCCCUCGCCGAAGCCCGCGCAAACCCACUUCCCUCACUCCGAUUACAUCUCUGCCAUCGUUCCCCUGCCGCCUUCCGCCGAGAGCACGUCCGGCUUCUCGAAGCAAUGGGUCUCGACCGGUGGCACUACCCUCGCCGUCACCGACGUGCGGAGGGGCGUGCUAGUUCGGUCCGAUGACCAAGAAGACGAGCUGCUGUCCGCGUGCUACGUCCCCGGGCUCGGGCCCAAGAACAACCGCAACAAUGGCAUUGUCGCUGUAGGAUCCGGCUCCGGCAUCGUCACGGUCUGGGAUAGAGGCGCAUGGGAUGACCAGCAGGAGCGUAUCGUCGUUGACGGUGGCAAGGGUGGCGGCGAGAGCCUAGACACCAUGGCCCUCGUGCCUCAAGAACUGGGACUGGGAAAGAAGCUGGUUAUUGGGCUCGGCGACGGUAGUCUGCGUGUCGUCGACUUGGUCACUCGGGAAGUCGACAAGUCGCUGAACCUCCGGCACGACGAGGUCGAGGGCGUCAUCUCUGUCGCCUUUGACUCGCAGAACCGCCUGAUCACAGCCGGCGGCAAGACGGUUAAGGUGUGGGAGGAGCUGUCAGAGCUCCAAGGCGAGGCCGAAGAUAGCGACGAUGGCAGCGGCAGUGGCAGCGGCAGCGACAGCGAUGACGAGCCCACCGGCAAGCGUCGCGCGGAAGAUAGCGACAGCGACGAUGACAGCGAUAGCGACGACGACGGAAAGAGACGGAGCAAGCGCCAGAACACGGGAGCCGCGGCGGCGGCGAAGCUUGGCCCCAUGGGUGCUCACGGCAUCCUUGGGUUUGACGGAUUGGACUAA
Molecule: messenger RNA, 1287 nt
Organism: Colletotrichum higginsianum IMI 349063
Lineage: Eukaryota; Fungi; Ascomycota; Sordariomycetes; Glomerellales; Glomerellaceae
Product: WD repeat domain-containing protein jip5
Exons: 2
Coding region: 1-1287 (428 amino acids)
Molecular function (GO): protein binding
Source: RefSeq, a predicted model, not a curated record